This is a messenger RNA of Salpingoeca rosetta, 2172 nucleotides long. RefSeq lists its product as uncharacterized. Gene Ontology annotation, biological process: mitotic spindle assembly checkpoint signaling; mitotic cell cycle; endoplasmic reticulum to Golgi vesicle-mediated transport. The record is from RefSeq and is a predicted model, not a curated record. Lineage: Eukaryota; Choanoflagellata; Craspedida; Salpingoecidae. Gene Ontology annotation, cellular component: chromosome, centromeric region; nucleus; RZZ complex. Bases 90 to 1985 code for a protein of 631 amino acids. The transcript has 16 exons.
GGCGGCGGCCGACACAAAGAAGAGCCGUUUUCCGUUCCAGCCACAAAGCAAAGCACAAAGCACACAAAGCACACAGGAAGGAAGGAAGGAUGAUGAGCGGAGCUGGCGGCGGUGUGGUGAGUGCGUCGCGGGAGGUCGGCCAGGGCGUGGCGGAGCUCAAGGCAAAGAUCUACGAGCGCAUCAACAAGCACUUCAAGGAGUAUGCGGCCUCCUUUGACAUUGGGGGCGAUGUCUCCACAGAACUCGAUGCACUCCGGCACCAACUGGACGCCGUCAAAUCAGCCAUUGAGGAGGACGACUUGGACGCUGUGGCACAGCAAACACAGGAGGCUGCUCGACUGCGCGCACAAACACAAUUGACAGAUGCCACCGUCGAUGUCAUGCAAACGUUGGCAGAGAUCGACAAGUCAUUGCUAAGGCAUGACACGCAUCUGGAAGCAGGAAACUUGGCCCAAGCAGCAUCCGUGCUCGCAGAAGUCAAAGUGAACCUCGACGACAAGCGGCUGUUGCAGAAGGAGUACUGCGACGCUAAGAUCCUGCUCAUCCUCAGGCGAGACUAUGAGGAGAAGCAGGCGCACCUGCGCAGUCGGGUGGAGGAGCUGUGGCGCCGCGCUGUUGUUUGGCAGCGACGUGACAUUGGCAGCCAGCACGUCGCAACCAUGCAGGUCACCACAACCCUCGAAGUUUCGGAGACACAGGCCGACAUGGACAUUGCAGAGGUGGUGGCGGCAUUGGAAGCGUUGGGCCUGCUGGAUACACAUCUUGCGCGCCUCGCAUCGCAGCUUAUGGAGGCGUUCUUGCUCCCACUCUGCAAAACACACACGCUGACACCGUCUGUCACCGAGGGCGCUCGCUCGCGUACGCUCAUGUUGGAUGACCGCCUGCCCGGCAUCAAGGCGCGAAAGCUCCGCUCUAAGAUCAGGGCUGCACAGGAAGCGCUUGCCGUGUUCCAGUCGCUGGAGACGGUGCUUGCGUUUGCGCUCGACAAUGUGCUUGCCGCGGACCCCAACCUCUCCGCACGCCUGGGCCGGUCCCUUGCAGGCCCGCUCCUCGAGGCGGUGACCAAGCACCUGCUGGCAAAGGCUGUCCCCUUGCACACGGACAACGAUGAUCUGCACAGCAAAGUCAAGGGCAGCGUUCAGCGCUUGGAGGCGUUCCUUCGCGAUGCACACGUGGUACAGGGCAAGGACGCGGCGGUGCUGUCGACAUAUGUGGACAACGUUGGCCUGCACAACCACAACAGGAAGCGGCAGGAGGUGCUGGCUCGAGCGCGUGCACUGAUGCUCGCAGACAACUUCAACACCAUCCAGGUUGAGCACGCCACGGAGCGCGGCGGCCUCUUCCCCGCAACAGAGCAAGUGUUUGAGGGAGACGACGCUGCGUUGCGCGAGAGCAUCUUCAGCCUGCCGACCUGCCACAUCACGGAGACCACGAAGAAGGUCAUGGAUCUCGUGUACAUCACCCUCGACGAGUGCGCCAAAGCAGACCAGUCAACGCGCGUGCAGUUGUUCUACACUGUGCGGGACGUGCUUGAUCUCUUCCGCACGGUUGUGCCCACCUUCCACGCACAGGCCCUCGACGCAGCACAUGGGCGUGGGUGGGGUGUGAUGCCACCGGGCGUGUUUGACACAUGUACGGGCACGCUGGUGUCUGUGAUUGCAAACCGGGUUGUGAGCGACACGCUUGCGCUCUCUGACAUCUCCGAGGACGAAUGCAAGCACCUGGAGCACUUUGUUUCCCUCUUGCUUGAGCAACUACGUGGUCAGUGGGGUCGUGAUGUUGCCCAGGAUGAACUGACACAGCUUGCCCCGUCCUGGCAGCGACUCGCACAGUUGCGGGAGGUGCUGUCGGAGCGCCUGAUGACGAUCAAGGAGCGCUUUGAGGCUGGUGGCUGGGUGUUCACUGCACCGGAGCUGCGUGGGCUCAUCAAGGCGAUCUUUGCAGACUCCGACAAGCGGCAGCAGGCGCUCCGUACCAUCCAUUAACCGCCUCACAAGGACAGCAACAGCAACAGCGUGUUUUUGUGUGACCUGCCGAUGUAGCACGUGUGUUUCUCUGCUUUGCGCUUCUCUCUACUUGUCGCUCCAGCACCGUUCAACAUCUUCUUUCCUCUUAACAUAGCAUGAUCGUUAUCGUUGACCCAGAAAGCACCCGCUAAACAGUCACUCGGAA